GCACUUUUCACACUUUUUAGACAUUCUGGUGGCUGAAAUCUGGGAGUAAAAAGCUUUUAUGUCGCGACGUUCAGUGAGAUGUCAUAAAUUCGAGUCGCUCAAGUUUGCGUGACUACUGUAAAUCCCAGUUUUGCGCUGUCUGCAGGACCGAUCUGAUUGUGUUUAUAUACCGACACACUAUCUUUGAAGUGAGAUGCGAAGCAACCUCAGCACAGAAACGUCUGCAGAAGCUGUGCGCUGUUACCCUUUCAAUGUAAACAGUCUGUAAUUCGUCUGCUUGUACUGGACGUGCGUAAAUGAAGGACACCUUUGCCGGGAUUCCCUGAUUGCUUCUGUGCUCCGCUUUUACCAAAGUGAAAGCAGAAAGAAAUACUACAGAUGAAGAAAAAACAUGGAUGAACAUGCUGCAGAGGAAGCUGCAUGGACAAAACCUUGACUUGUUAUCUACAUAUAUGGACACCACAGCUGAAUGUUUACCUGACAGACAAAGCUGUGAAGAGGAAAAACGAAUAAACAAGUAUUUAACAGCAGGAACCUGAAUGCUUUGCUGAUGAUUCAACAUUUAUCUUCAAGCACACUGGAUGAAUAGAAUCUUUCCUUGUCUGCUGUUGACGUGGAUCGUGUAACUGUAAUGUUCUGGCUUUCCAAUAUCAUCCAAAACACGAGGCACAGCCAAGUUACAGUACAAAUCUCAAUUCAGAAGGCUUCACACGGACUUCAGAAUAGAUAAUAGCGCGAUAACAAGCAAACCUGUGUAUCUGUCGUCAUCAUCUUCCUACAUGCAGCUCCGCGCUUGGCUUUAUUGAAAAGGAGGAGCCCAUUAAAGCAUUUGAUAGAUAGGAAGUCUUGGUCUGAAGGUGUUGUUGCUGGCUGGCUGCUGGUUGGAGAUGAGAUAAGAGCACUGGGAAGAGAGAGAAGAGGUGCCAGUGUGACAAGAGCUAAAUACAAAUUAGGAUUUGUCUCUCCUGCAGCUUCACCAGCGAGGCGAAUCAAUAUAAACUGAAAUGGACAAAUUAAUCAGCUUCUGUAACAGGAACAUUAGUUGUGAACCUGAAAUGAUGAAAUUAGAUGUUUUCUAGAGGUUAAUAUGACAACAUAUCACAAUACAAGGGAUGGGAAAUGAAGGGAAAUAUUGUCUCAGCUACUGAAAGCGGGAUAAGAGACAACCUUUUCUACACCAACAGUGCCACACCACAGUGCAGCCUUCCUCAGUGCCAUGCAUGAACUGAUCCGUGAACAAUUUUAGAUAGCAGUGAUGAGGCUGGUCUAAACCUUGUACAAACGUGGGUCGAGAGGAGCAGAAGCAAGAUGGAACUGGAUAACAGCUCGCUGGACUACUUCACCAGCAACAUCACAGAGAUUCCUAAUACCACUACAACUCCACCCUGGAGUAAGGCCACGCUGCUUGGCCUCCAGAUCUUCCUGUCUGCACUGCUGGCUAUUGUCACCCUGGCUACUGUGCUGUCAAACGCCUUUGUCAUCGCCACCAUCUUUCUGACCAGGAAGCUCCACACACCUGCCAACUUCCUGAUCGGCUCGCUUGCUGUCACAGACCUGUUGGUGUCUAUUUUAGUCAUGCCGAUUAGCAUAGUGUACACUGUGAGCAAGACGUGGUCACUGGGGCAGAUUGUGUGUGACAUCUGGCUGUCGUCUGACAUCACUUUCUGCACGGCCUCCAUCUUACACCUGUGUGUGAUUGCAUUAGACCGCUACUGGGCCAUCACAGACGCGUUGGAGUACUCGAAACGCCGCACCAUGCGGCGGGCGGCGAUCAUGGUUGGGGUGGUGUGGGUGAUCUCUAUAUCGAUUUCCAUGCCUCCACUUUUCUGGCGGCAGGCCAAAGCCCACGAGGAGCUGACAGAGUGCAUGGUGAAUACAGAUCAGAUCUCUUAUACCCUAUACUCAACCUUUGGCGCCUUUUAUGUUCCCACAGUGCUUCUCAUCAUCCUCUACGGACGGAUCUAUGUUGCCGCUCGCUCCCGCAUCUUUAAGACACCAUCAUCCUCUGGGAAACGUUUCACCACAGCCCAGCUCAUCCAGACCUCUGCAGGCUCGUCUCUCUGUUCUCUUAAUUCCGCCUCUAACCAGGAAGCGCACCUACACUCUGGCACAGGGAAUGCGGGAAUUGGAGGAGGAGGAGGCGGAUCACCUCUGUUCAUGAACAGUGUGAAAGUGAAGCUGGCAGACAGCAUGAUGGAGAGGAAACGUCUGUGUGCAGCUCGGGAAAGGAAAGCGACCAAGACGUUGGGCAUCAUCCUGGGCGCAUUCAUCAUCUGUUGGCUCCCAUUCUUUGUCGGGACUCUUGUCAUGGCCAUAUGUAAAGAGUGCUGGUUUGAUCCAGUGCUUUUUGAUAUCUUUACCUGGCUGGGAUACCUGAACUCCCUCAUCAAUCCCAUAAUCUACACUGCAUUCAAUGAUGAGUUCAAGCAGGCUUUCCAAAAACUCAUCAAAUUCAGAAGGUUCUCCUGAAAACCUCACAGUGAUUAUAAAAAAAAGACCUCUGCUGGAAAACAUGAAGCGAAAAAUACAAAGAAAAAAUGAGAUAAUGGGAAAUUAUAAUGACAAAUAUACUGUAUGCGUAAAUGUUCCAUCUUGUGAACAUAUGUAAUGUGUUUUUAAACUUUUUUUUACAUUGAACAGCUCUGUGCCAUAGCUCAUUAGAUACCUACAGUAUAUCCAUCAUAUAUAUGCAUGCUAAAAAAAAAAGAGAAAAUCCUUAGCCCCAAGAAUUAUUGAACUCUACGUCAUGUCACAGGGACAUUGUCAUUAUUUCUUGGACAAAAGCAAAGAUUUAAAACAGACUGUAUGAAAAGAGUAAACUCAGAGUGGACUGGAUUAAAUGCAGUGGAAACGAAAAGCCAUGAAAUGUAUGUUGUCUUAAUCUCUGUG
Messenger RNA from Thunnus maccoyii (southern bluefin tuna), 2889 nucleotides. It is a transcript of the gene htr1d, whose product is annotated as 5-hydroxytryptamine (serotonin) receptor 1D, G protein-coupled. Lineage: Eukaryota; Metazoa; Chordata; Actinopteri; Scombriformes; Scombridae. The record is from RefSeq and is a predicted model, not a curated record. Bases 1309 to 2469 code for a protein of 386 amino acids. Gene Ontology annotation, cellular component: dendrite; plasma membrane. Gene Ontology annotation, biological process: smooth muscle contraction; regulation of behavior; vasoconstriction. The transcript is spliced from 2 exons. Gene Ontology annotation, molecular function: neurotransmitter receptor activity; G protein-coupled serotonin receptor activity.